AUGCUAGAGCUUCAAUCGCAAUUGAGUCGCUUGAAUGUCGGAUCCGCCGUCAGACAUGGCGAACUCGCGUGGUCGACUGCAGUGGGCUGGGUGUGCUUGAUCUGGUAUACGACAGUGUUCGCCGUCUGUCUUCUGGGAUACUUUCAAAUAUGGAUGCACUUCUCACGCAGACCUCGGAAAUCCCAUGCAGCCUCGUCCCCCAGUGCCCCUCACGUCACCGCGAUUCGGCCCGUCAAAGGCCUUGAGCCAUAUCUCUACGACUGCCUGGCUGCGACUUUCUAUCAAGACUAUCCCCGUGAUAAACUGACCGUCUACUUCUGCGUCUCGUCUCGAGCAGACCCCGCUUACCCCACGCUGCAGAAGCUUCUGUCAGACUUUCCGCACGCCGACGCGCACAUCUACAUUGAAGACGAGGAUCCUUUACUCCAGCCUAACAAUGCAGCCAACUACAAUCUGGGGCCCAAUCCCAAGAUUCGCAACAUGAGCCGUGCCUACCGAGAGGCCAAGGGUGAUAUUGUAUGGAUCCUAGACUGCAACGUGUGGGUGGGACGAGGGGUUUGUGGGCGGAUGGUGGACAGACUAUGUGGGCUUGGGGACACACCGGGCAGGAAGUACAAAUUCGUACACCACUUGCCCAUGGCGGUGGAUGUGACGGGGACUAGCGGUUUGAGGGAGGAGCGGCAGGCCCUUCUUCAAGCGUGCGCCCAAGGCGAUUCUGCUUCCGAGAGGCGCGACGCUUUUGCCAUGAUUGAGCAACAGCACCGGGAAGUUGGCUGGCUUGCGACUGGAGGCGGUCGAUUAGAGGAGUUGUUUCUGUCGUCCUCGCAUGCGAAGAUGUAUACUGCCAUCAACACGGUUCUAAUUGCCCCGUGCAUUGUUGGAAAAUCCAACAUGUUUCGCCGGUCUCAUCUGGACUAUUUGACCAAACCAUCCCCUACGGACCCGCAGCCACGCCGUCCCGGUAUUGAUUAUUUCUCCGACAAUAUCUGCGAGGAUCACCUGAUUGGCGAUCUGCUCUGGAAAAAGCAGGUACGGGAAGAGAAGGAAGGUGAAAGCUGGGGCAAACAUGGCAUGGUCUUUGGCGACCUUGCCAUCCAGCCUGUCGCGAGCAUGAGUGUCCGGGGCUAUAUGGCACGUCGAGUUCGGUGGCUGCGCGUGCGCAAGUUUACCGUCCUUCUUGCGACCUUGGUUGAGCCAGGCACGGAAUCAAUCCUCUGUUCUCUGUACGGGGCAUGGGGUGUCACUACAUCUCUUGCUCAAUUCCUGCAGCGCAAAGGGUUGGGGUUCGCAGGCCAGAUGAGCUCGUGGACGGCGUUCUUCACAUUCUUCUUCUUGAGCAUCGCUGCCUGGAUAUUGGUCGACUGGACAUUGUACAUCAAAUUACAUUCCGCGAAGACUGUUGAGCUGAACGACGAUACGCCCUACUUCGCACAACCUCCCGCACGCCGACGGACGAGGCGGCCGUUCCUCCACUGGUUUGCGGCAUGGCUGGGCCGAGAGACGCUCGCUCUGCCCAUCUGGAUUUGGGCCUUCUACGGGGGAGUCACUGUUCAAUGGCGUGACCGACGAUUCCGGGUUCAUCUUGAUAUGAAAGUCCGGGAAAUCAGCUAUGGGAAGGGCGUGCAGAUGGAAGGUUCCUUCUCCAGUCCAGCCUCGCGCGUAUCUGCCUCCAGUCGGGAAGGCAGUUCUCGAGACGUUCGAGCCAAGGCUCGACGCGACUAA
Molecule: messenger RNA, 1722 nt
Organism: Aspergillus pseudoviridinutans
Lineage: Eukaryota; Fungi; Ascomycota; Eurotiomycetes; Eurotiales; Aspergillaceae
Product: putative ceramide glucosyltransferase
Exons: 2
Coding region: 1-1722 (573 amino acids)
Biological process (GO): glucosylceramide biosynthetic process
Cellular component (GO): membrane
Molecular function (GO): ceramide glucosyltransferase activity
Source: RefSeq, a predicted model, not a curated record